CUAGAUAACUAUGUAUGGGUUGGAGCAGAAUUUAUGACCAAACACAUUACAUACUCCUAUGAAGGUAGCAUUGUUGAUUAUAUGUCCGGAAUUGAUCUUUCUUGCAACCAGUUAAGUGGUCACAUACCUAAGGAGCUCAGUAAUCUUGCUCAAAUUCGUGCGUUGAACUUGUCACAUAACCACAUAACUGGAACAAUACUAUCAGCAUUCUCGAAACUCCUGAAUAUCGAGAGUUUGGACUUGUCAUACAACAACUUGACUGGGAGUAUUCCUACUCAACUUGUAGAAUUGACAACUCUAGCAGUGUUUAGUGUGGCACACAAUAAUUUAACAGGUAUGACUCCACAGCGUAUUGCACAGUUUGGAACUUUUAAUGAAAGCAGUUAUGAAGGAAAUCCUUUUCUUUGUGGUCCUCCACUGCUCAUCAGUUGCUCAGAGCCUAAAGAGAUACCGAAAUCACCUCUUGAACCAGAUUGUUGUGAAGACGAUACUGGUUUUCUAGAUAUAGAGUCAUUCUAUAUUUCAUUUCUUGUGGCAUUUGCAAAUGUGGUGCUCGUAACGGUUGUAGUCCUCUGGGUGAACCCCUACUGGAGAAAUGUUUGGUUUUAUUAUGUUGAGUAUUACAUGUAUUCUUGCUAUUACUUUUUUGCUUCCAAAAUGUAAACCUUACAUAUUAAGGCCACUUUCAAGUAAAUCAUACAAAUGAGUUCUGUUCCUUAUACCUUCUUGUUUCUUGAUACUAAGUAUCUGCUUUCAUUAACACAU
This is a messenger RNA of Solanum verrucosum, 765 nucleotides long. Its product is annotated as receptor-like protein 13. NCBI's taxonomy places the organism in Eukaryota, Viridiplantae, Streptophyta, Magnoliopsida, Solanales, Solanaceae. The transcript has a single exon. The coding region runs from base 34 to 663 and encodes 209 amino acids. Gene Ontology annotation, molecular function: protein binding. The record is from RefSeq and is a predicted model, not a curated record.